AUGUACUUGCAAAUGGAAAACCCAGCUGCAAAUCAGCUUCCUGAGGCUGAUUCAUUGCCUGAUGGAUUUGUUGAAAGCGCAGCAGAACCAUUGGCUCCUUCUACUCCGACGCCGGAGCAAGAAAAGCCGGUGACUGAUUAUAAGGAGGAGAAAUUACUAGAACCCGAUUUGGGACCCAAAUUUGUAGUCAAUGAUUUUCAGUCGAGUGAGUGCGAUACAGUGCAGAUUCAGAAAUUGAGGACUUUUCCUGUUGCAUUAUCUGAAAAUGAUACUUUUGAUGCUUUGCAAAAGUCCGUUGACGUGAUCAAUGAGGAUCAUAUAGAGAAGAAUGAAGAUAUAUUAGUGGUAGGUGUAGAGGCUAGUUCUGGCUCUGGGGAUGCAGUGAAAGAAAUAGGAGAGAGACUGGGUGGUUCGGUUCUUGUUGAAGAGCAGGUUAAAAGGAAGUGUCAAAGCUCAGAGAUAGCAAUUGAGGGAGGCUUAGAUCCACAACCAACCCAUGCCAAGGUGAUAUCUUCAGUGGAGAGUGUUGAAAGCAACAAAAAAACAGAAGCCUCUGAAGUGAAACGUAAGAAUGCAAAGCGUACCUUUAAAUCAGAGAAAGAGUUUCUAGAGUUCACUUUGAAGUAUCAACAAGUUCUUGCGGAAAGAGAUGGAGCCAUUGCAGUUCGAGAUAAACUUGAGUCAUUGUGUCGGGAGUUGCAGCGUCAAAACAAAAUGUUAAUGGAUGAAUGCAAACGAGUGUCAACCGAGGGUCAAAACUUGAGAUUAGAUCUGUCGACGAAGUUUCAAGAUGCAAUUAAGGGUCUCACUGAAAUGUGGAAAGCUGGAAAAUGCCCUUUUCCAGUCUUUCUGGUUAUCAGGAGGGUCAAUGAUUUCAUUAAUCAGCCAUUUCCGGCAUACAUGAGGAGAGUUAAAGAAUGCACAGGUAUAACUAUAUUGGAAAAAAGGUUAAGAAUCAAGUUGAAGCAAUUUGCUGAUCAGUAUGCUCUUUCUGAACAGCAACAUUCACAGAAGUAUGCUCUUUCUGAACAGCAACAUUCACAGAAGUUGAAGCAGAAAACGUUGGAACUUCAAAUUGCCGAAUUGAAAAUACAGCAGCAUGAGGAGAAGUUAAUCCAGGAACAGUCGCAAAUGAAAUUGUAUGCAGAGCAAGUCUCACAAUUAUUGGCAACUGAAAAGAAUUUGCGGUUGCAGUUGACGGCUGAUGGAGAAAAGUUUCAGCAAUUCCAGACUUUGAAACUCGUGGUGUUGACAAAACCAUGGAAGAGUGAUAUUUUGGUGCAUAUGAACAUUUGA
Molecule: messenger RNA, 1296 nt
Organism: Ilex paraguariensis (yerba mate)
Lineage: Eukaryota; Viridiplantae; Streptophyta; Magnoliopsida; Aquifoliales; Aquifoliaceae
Source: the annotation of a GenBank genome assembly